This is a messenger RNA of Colletotrichum chrysophilum, 594 nucleotides long. RefSeq lists its product as uncharacterized. NCBI's taxonomy places the organism in Eukaryota, Fungi, Ascomycota, Sordariomycetes, Glomerellales, Glomerellaceae. The transcript has 7 exons. Gene Ontology annotation, biological process: 'de novo' AMP biosynthetic process. The coding region runs from base 1 to 594 and encodes 197 amino acids. Gene Ontology annotation, cellular component: cytosol. Gene Ontology annotation, molecular function: (S)-2-(5-amino-1-(5-phospho-D-ribosyl)imidazole-4-carboxamido) succinate lyase (fumarate-forming) activity; N6-(1,2-dicarboxyethyl)AMP AMP-lyase (fumarate-forming) activity. The record is from RefSeq and is a predicted model, not a curated record.
AUGGCUUAUAAGAGAAACCCCAUGAGAAGCGAGCGCAUUUGCUCCUUGGGAAGGAAGCUUCGUUCGUUGCCCGUCAAUUUCGCGGACACUUUCGCGGAUCAGUGGUUCGAACGUACCCUCGACGACUCUGCCAUCAGGAGAAUUGAUAUCCCAGAGAUGUUCCUCCUUGCCGAUGCCAUCCUUCUGGGACUGGACAACGUGACCUCUGGCUUGGUCGUCUACCCUAAGCGUAUCCACGCCCGCGUGAUGGACGAGCUUCCGUUCAUGGCGACCGAGAACAUUAUCAUGAAGCUGGUGGCUAAGGGCGGCUCUCGCCAGGACGCACACGAGGAGAUCCGUGUUCUGUCCCACCAGGCCAGCGACGUCGUCAAGAAGGAGGGAGGCGCCAACGACCUGAUCGAGCGUAUCCGGGCGACCCCGUACUUUGCGCCUGUCCACGCAGAGCUGGACAACAUUCUGGACCCCGCUCUGUACACCGGACGCUCCGGAACUAUCGUCGAGCGUUACGUUGGCCCGGGUGGUCCCAUCCAGAAGGCUCUUGCCCCCUACGCCGACUACAUCAACAAGUCUGGCACCGCGCAGCUCAGCGUUUAA